UGCAGCCGAACAGUUGUCAGAGUCGUAUCAGAGUAUCGUACCUUCCUUCAAACAUUUUCGCGUUCACCCGCCAGUCCUCUGUUUCUUUCCUCUUCCUCUUCUACUGUUGCUCGUUUAACCCUGGUGCCGGUCGGACAGUCGGUUCAGUUCAGUCUCGACGAGCGCACAGUGAGGAUCGAGACAAUUUUUUUCUUCAUCGAAGGAUUUUUUUUUCCGAGUGCUCGUAAAACGACGAGAAAGUGAACGAGGAGGACUAUUUUGUUCGUCCACAUGUGUGACGCAGUGCAGUGACAACAUCCCUUAGGAUUAUCUUGACAGUUUUGUUGUUCCUCGCGCACGAGGGAACUGAAUAUUGUGGUCAGUGUGAACACGAGAACAAUUGGAUUAAAAUCGCGGUGUUGCGCCUUCGCGGUGUCCAGUACCUGCGAAGAGCCGACUCGGAUCUUUCCAACUGUGAAAUUGUCAAGGAAAAAUCGCUAAGAUGCUGGUCGAAGAAGUGCCGAGAAGUUUCGUUAAGAAAAACAACAGCUACAGUCACUGUCCGCUGAAAAAGCGGCCAGUCCACGUCUUGCCUACCGAGGAAGUUCCCGAAGUGAUUAAAGAGGAAAUAAUCGACGUCGUGAUGGACGAUAUUCCCGAGCCCGAGAAUCUCAGUACAAAACCCGAAGAUCUCAGUAGAACCGCGGAACGCCAUCACCAUCAACAGCAACAGGAGCCGGAGCGUGCAUCCAGGUCUCCUUCACCCAUCGUCAAAGUCUCUCCGUCUCCACCGUUGGCACCCAGAUCGACUUCCCCGCUGGUGCAUCAUCACGUCCACCCGGUGCACCACGUUCAUCAUCAUCAUUACCCAACGAAGGCGAUCACGCCGCCGGCGGGUAUCGCGCCGAUUCAUCCAGUGGCGAAGAAGGCUCGCGUCGAGGUGAUCCAGCACGACAACUCCUCGUCGACGACCGCCGUGACGGCCACGUCGGCGCCCUUGCACUUCAUGGCUAGCAAAGCACCUUUGGAACCGUUGAAUCUCAACACUCCCGUCGAGCCAUUGGCGCACUACGCGACCCCGGCGUGGGCGCGAGCUGCGCCGCUCUAUCCUCCUCACUAUCUGCCCUAUCCAGCGGCUUAUCACCGUUAUCACCACGCGGGAGCAGAGUUGUAUCCGUCCUACCCGAUGCCAGCGUAUCCGCACUCAUCCCCGGAGCAUCAUCCGUCAGUCUCGCCUCCGCCCCACAGUGCGCUCACUUGUCCAACGAUUCAGAGACCCAUCGCCAGGAGUUACUCGCACUGGGCCAGUCCCGACCACUGCGGACUAUCACCGACGAGUUCCUUGGGCUCUGGCUCGCUGAGGUCGCCUCCUCCAGUCACGCCGGAGGAUCUCUCUUCUCCUGGAAGCGACAGCGGAAGAUCGUCCGCUGGUAGCACCUCGGUGGGCUCAACGAUCGUGAACCCGAAAAUCGAGAAGACCGGAGUGAACAGUGGUUCCACCGUAUCUUUGUCUUCAACUUCCUCCUCGUCAUCCUCGUCGUCGUCGACGUCGCCAAGGUACCAGUGCCCGGACUGUGGAAAAUCAUACUCGACGUACUCCGGACUGUCGAAACAUCAACAGUUCCAUUGCGCCGCGGCCGAGGGCCAGGCGAAAAAAUCCUUCUCCUGCAAGUACUGCGAGAAGGUUUACGUCAGCCUAGGUGCCCUCAAGAUGCACAUCAGGACGCAUACGCUGCCCUGCAAGUGCCAUCUUUGCGGCAAAGCGUUCUCGAGGCCCUGGCUGCUCCAGGGACACAUCAGGACCCACACCGGGGAGAAACCCUUCAGCUGUCAGCACUGCAAUCGAGCUUUUGCUGAUAGGAGUAAUCUAAGGGCACAUCUCCAGACCCACAGUGACGUGAAGAAGUAUUCGUGCACCUCGUGCAGCAAAACCUUCAGCAGGAUGUCUCUGCUGACCAAACACCAGGAGGGAGGGUGUCCAGGAGUCGCCGUCCCCAUCGGCUACGCAUGCUGAGGAGCCCGAUGAUCUACUCGAAGAAGUCCGCGACGAUUUGAUCGCGUCGCGUGUGUGAUCGCCUGAUACGUUCCUUAUUACUUUGUUACGGUUCGAAGAAGAAGUGCCUUACGUUAAUCGGAGUACAAACGAAUAAUAAUAGUACUAGAAGUAGGUCCAGAAGAGAUCGGUUACAGGGUUCAAUUUCUCGGCCAAGUUCCCGCGAAGUGUUGUAGUUUCGAGUACCUGGCUUUCGAUUAAAAUUCAUACCCGUUUCGUGAUUGAAUUUUAGACGAGAUCGUUGAUAGAACACCGGCGUCGAAAAACUGAACCCUUAUCAAUCGAACCCCCAUCCGAUGGUUGUGCAUUUUUCUCGCGUUCGAAUCGCGCCCUUCGUCCCGUUGUACAUAAUUCGGUGUGUGUGUGUGUGUGUGUGUGCGUGUGUGUGACAAACAGCGAGAAUGACCGCGUUCCGUCUGUACUUAAAGGAUAUGAUAGUCGAUGCGUGCCCUUCGAGGAUUCGAUGAAGAUGUUCGAGGAGAGGCAAAAAGGACGAGUCGAUUUAACCGCUUGACGCGGUCCCGUGAAGCUGCCGUGCCAUUUUCGUUUUUUUUUCCUUUCCCUCUUAUUUUUUUUUUUGUUUUCUUCCUCUUGUAUUCCUUGCCAUUUUACGUACACGCGACAAACUGUAAUCCUUUCGUCGAUUGUGUUUCAUUUUCGUGUGUACCGUGCACCAAAGUGCCAUUUUUUUUUUUUUAUUAU
Molecule: messenger RNA, 2734 nt
Organism: Osmia lignaria (orchard mason bee)
Lineage: Eukaryota; Metazoa; Arthropoda; Insecta; Hymenoptera; Megachilidae
Biological process (GO): regulation of DNA-templated transcription
Molecular function (GO): RNA polymerase II cis-regulatory region sequence-specific DNA binding; DNA-binding transcription factor activity, RNA polymerase II-specific
Source: RefSeq, a predicted model, not a curated record